AAAUGAAUCUUACUGAGCUACCUACCAUGGAUAGCGAAUCGCCUCUGAUGGCUGAAUACAACCAUCAAUCACAUGACUCCGACCGUAAGGUACUUAGGAGCUUCUGCUUUCUCUCAGGAUGUGUGAUGUGCGUUGUCAGUGCCCUUAACAUGUUGAAUGUACUCUCCAUUGCCAGGCCAGCGCUUUACCUUCUCAACUUGGUCCAAGGUAUCUUUGGAUUUUCUAUUAUGGUCUUUGAGGGUGACGAGUACUCAUCACUAGCUCCGUACGCCAAUGUGCUGGAUGUAUAUUUCAAGUUCCUUCACUUGUACGUUGGACGGGCCUUGUUCUUUGCUCUAGUAGGGCUGCACUGCGCACUGUUGACCCAACUCUCUGUGUUGUACUAUCCCUUGACCCUUGUAUGGAUGGGUGUAGCUUCAUUUAUCAUUGCCAAUCACCAUAAGGACAGCGGUCUGCCAUGGGUCAACGCAUAAACUUAUUUAACAAUGCAAUGAUCUAUUUUAUAGAUUUCU
Babesia bovis T2Bo is the source of this 512-nucleotide messenger RNA. Its product is annotated as putative integral membrane protein. Lineage: Eukaryota; Apicomplexa; Aconoidasida; Piroplasmida; Babesiidae. The record is from RefSeq and is a predicted model, not a curated record. The transcript is spliced from 3 exons. Bases 3 to 473 code for a protein of 156 amino acids.